UACACGCGGGUUUCUUUAGUUCGUGUAGCUUCGAGUCUCCGGUAAAUCAGCGGUUUUACUCUCACUAACAGUCAUGGCUGCAGCUCCUGUGAGUGGAAGAAAGCGGCUCCUGAAGGAGGAGGACAUGACCAAAGUGGAGUUUGAGACCAGCGAGGAGGUGGAUGUUACACCGACCUUUGAUACGAUGGGGCUUCGGGAGGAUCUGCUUCGGGGGAUCUACGCUUACGGUUUUGAGAAACCAUCAGCUAUCCAGCAAAGAGCCAUCAAGCAAAUCAUAAAGGGCAGAGACGUCAUUGCUCAGUCACAGUCUGGUACUGGUAAAACAGCCACGUUUUGUAUAUCAGUGCUCCAAUGUCUAGACAUUCAGGUGCGUGAGACUCAGGCACUCAUUUUGGCUCCGACCAGAGAGUUAGCGGGACAAAUUCAAAAGGUUCUUCUUGCACUUGGUGACUACAUGAACGUGCAGUGCCAUUCAUGUAUCGGUGGCACAAAUGUGGGCGAGGACAUCAGGAAACUGGACUACGGUCAGCAUGUGGUCUCAGGAACUCCUGGCAGAGUGUUUGAUAUGAUUCGCCGGAGGAGUCUAAGGACCCGCGCCAUUAAGAUGCUGGUUCUGGACGAGGCCGAUGAAAUGCUUAACAAAGGUUUUAAGGAGCAGAUUUAUGAUGUGUACCGAUACCUGCCUCCUGCCACUCAGGUGGUUCUGAUCAGUGCUACCCUACCACAUGAGAUUCUGGAGAUGACCAAUAAGUUCAUGACUGAUCCCAUUCGCAUCCUGGUCAAGCGUGAUGAGUUGACGCUAGAGGGUAUUAAGCAGUUCUUCGUGGCUGUGGAGAGAGAAGAAUGGAAGUUUGACACACUUUGCGACCUCUACGACACACUGACCAUCACGCAAGCGGUCAUCUUCUGCAACACCAAGCGAAAGGUGGACUGGCUGACUGAAAAGAUGAGGGAGGCAAACUUCACCGUCUCCUCUAUGCACGGAGACAUGCCACAGAAAGAGAGAGAGUCCAUCAUGAAAGAAUUCAGAUCUGGAGCCAGCCGAGUGCUGAUCUCUACAGACGUGUGGGCCAGAGGGUUGGACGUGCCACAGGUCUCUCUGAUCAUCAACUACGACCUGCCCAACAACAGAGAGUUGUACAUCCACAGAAUUGGCCGAUCGGGACGUUAUGGUCGCAAGGGUGUGGCGAUCAACUUUGUGAAGAAUGAUGACAUCCGCAUCCUCCGUGAUAUUGAGCAGUACUACUCAACACAGAUUGAUGAAAUGCCAAUGAAUGUGGCUGACCUGAUUUAAGCGGUUACUGUACAUGAGGAGGAUCUGGACGAUUUUAUUUACAUUUUUGGCUUGUUUUUAUUUGUUUUUUUUUAUGUAGAUUUAUCUACCCGGUAUGUUAAAAUGUUGGCAGUUCCCAGUAUGCAAUUACUGUGAGCUUUACUGUGAUGUUUUGUAAAUAAAGAAUCUUUGUUGGAA
Trichomycterus rosablanca is the source of this 1471-nucleotide messenger RNA. It is a transcript of the gene eif4a3, whose product is annotated as eukaryotic translation initiation factor 4A3. Lineage: Eukaryota; Metazoa; Chordata; Actinopteri; Siluriformes; Trichomycteridae. Gene Ontology annotation, cellular component: nucleolus; catalytic step 2 spliceosome. The coding region runs from base 74 to 1294 and encodes 406 amino acids. The transcript has 12 exons. Gene Ontology annotation, molecular function: RNA helicase activity; mRNA binding; ATP binding. The record is from RefSeq and is a predicted model, not a curated record.